AUGGGGCUGGGGUCUUCAUCGACUAGCUGCUGCUCCUUCAUGACCUGGGCUGAGCUCUGCAAUGACAGUGACCUGCAGCAGAUUGGACGACUGAUUAUUGGACAGAAUGGCAUCUUGUCGACACCUGCUGUUUCCUGCAUUAUCAGAAAGAUCAAGGCAGCUGGUGGAAUCAUCCUGACAGCCAGCCACUGCCCUGGAGGACCAGGGGGAGAGUUUGGAGUGAAGUUUAAUGUUGCCAAUGGAGGUCCUGCACCAGACGUUGUCUCAGACAAAAUCUAUCAGAUCAGCAAAACAAUUGAGGAAUAUGCGAUAUGUCCUGAUCUUCGAAUCGACCUGUCUCGACUAGGAAGACAAGAAUUUGACCUGGAGAACAAAUUCAAACCAUUUCGAGUGGAGAUAGUGGACCCAGUGGAUAUCUAUCUCAACCUCCUUCGGACCAUCUUUGACUUUAACGCCAUCAAAAGUUUGCUGGCUGGGCCUGGCCAACUGAAGAUCCGAGUUGAUGCUAUGCACGGAGUUAUGGGACCCUAUGUGAGAAAAGUCCUGUGCGAUGAGCUGGGGGCCCCAGCCAAUUCUGCAAUAAACUGUGUUCCCCUGGAAGAUUUUGGUGGGCAGCAUCCUGACCCAAACCUGACAUAUGCAACGACCCUUCUGGAAGCUAUGAAAGGAGGGGAAUAUGGAUUUGGAGCUGCCUUUGAUGCUGAUGGGGAUCGUUACAUGAUCCUAGGCCAAAACGGCUUCUUUGUGAGCCCGUCCGACUCCCUGGCCAUCAUUGCUGCCAACCUCUCUUGCAUUCCAUAUUUCCGUCAGAUGGGGGUCCGAGGCUUUGGGAGGAGCAUGCCCACCAGCACGGCCCUGGACAGAGUGGCCAAAUUAAUGAAGGUCCCUGUAUAUGAGACCCCCGCUGGAUGGAGAUUCUUCUCAAAUCUGAUGGACUCGGGACGGUGCUCUCUGUGUGGAGAAGAGAGCUUUGGCACUGGCUCCGAUCACCUCCGGGAGAAAGAUGGCCUCUGGGCUGUCUUGGUCUGGCUCUCCAUUAUCGCUGCCCGCAAGCAGAGUGUGGAGGAAAUUGUUCGAGAUCACUGGGCCAAAUUUGGCCGCCACUACUAUUGCAGGUUUGAUUAUGAGGGGCUAGAGCCCAAGGCGACAUACUACAUCAUGAGGGACCUGGAGGCCCUGGUCACAGACAAGUCCUUCAUUGGCCAGCAGUUUGCUGUGGGGAGCCAUGUCUACAGUGUGGCAAAGACAGACAGCUUUGAAUACGUGGACCCCGUGGAUGGCACCGUGACCAAGAAACAGGGCUUGAGGAUCAUUUUCUCAGAUGCUUCACGGCUCAUCUUCCGGCUCAGUUCUUCCAGUGGCAUGCGGGCCACCAUCAGACUGUAUGCAGAGAGCUAUGAGAGGGAUCCCAGCGGUCAUGACCAGGAGCCACAGGCGGUGCUGAGCCCUCUCAUAGCCAUCGCGCUGAAAAUAUCCCAGAUUCAUGAGAGAACCGGCCGGAGGGGUCCCACUGUCAUAACCUGAAGGAAGGCACAAUCACUUACCAGGCCCGAAGGAGAGCGCUCAGCGGGAGACACGUCACCCACGCCUUCUUGCUACCUGUUUGUGCCUCUUAUGACUUUGGAAAAACAAAACAAAAGAUAAUUUGUUGGUAGGGGAUGGAGGGGUGGGUGGGAAAUGAAAAAAAUGUUUUGUUUAGAUUUUGGUCAGUUCCUCCCAAUGCAAUAAGGUCUUCAGUUGCCUGUUAAAACUGUACUAUCAUUUGUUCUUGAUAUUUUAUCACACAAAGGAACCUCCCCUUUUAAGAAAGAAAAAGUGGGCUGGGAAACUGUUAGUCACAACAUCUGAACCAGCUGAUGGCCCUCUUUUCCACCUUCCCAUUUCCAAAGUCCCCCUGCCACCUUCUCUCACAUCUCCUAAAACUUCCUACACAUCACAAUGGCACACAUUCAACCAAACAUAUCAAAGGGUGUUCUCUCUUACUUUGUAGAUAUUAUUUUAGCUAUUAAGCUGGCUGCAUUCCUUCAAAUUCAGCUGUUCAUGAUGCAGGUGGGAAAUAGUUUCUUGGCAAGACUCUGCAAAUGAAUGUUUAACAUUCUUUGGGCCCUUCCUUGAUUGCAUCACCUAGAGUGGUACAUGAGUUUAUACUCAUUUCUCCUGGGAAGACAAAAUAUCACCACGUCUGCUAUCUCUGAUGUUCUCUCUGCUCUCUUAUCUCCCAAUAAGAGCCUAUUUUAAUGCACCCGUUUGGACACAGUUCAGCUUUUACUUAUGAUGGCUGUAAAAGGAGACAAUGAAAUGCCGUAGAAGUAGGGAAUGAAGUGGACUCUGGAAGAAAACCUUCCUGGUGGUACAGUUAUGGGCCUGGUGAGAUGGAGGGCAGAGCGGAGACCCCUGCUGGAAAGCAGAGGGUCACAACUGGCUGUCUGUGCCCAGGAAAAGGAUCUUGCAGCUCCAGCAGCCCUUGCCUGACUCAGCCAGGACACUAGGUGCACGGGACCUGUUUGCAUAUGUUUUGCUUCCUUGGGAACGGCGCUCUCACUUAUUGUGUCAUUUGCACAGAUGACGUGGUGUGCUUUGACUGUUAAGCAGUUUGUUAUUGCUGUAGUUAGGAUUAGUGCAAGCAGGGAAACAUUCCCAAUAAGGUGUUUGUUUCCAUUUUCUAUCUAUGCCUCUGUCAGAAACUUGUUAGGACAUUUAGUAUCCAAUAAAACAGAAAUUCUUUAUUUCAACCUUA
This is a messenger RNA of Miniopterus natalensis, 2737 nucleotides long. The record is from RefSeq and is a predicted model, not a curated record. Lineage: Eukaryota; Metazoa; Chordata; Mammalia; Chiroptera; Miniopteridae.